This is a messenger RNA of Phycodurus eques (leafy seadragon), 2005 nucleotides long. RefSeq names its product phospholipase D family member 5 (gene pld5). Gene Ontology annotation, molecular function: catalytic activity. NCBI's taxonomy places the organism in Eukaryota, Metazoa, Chordata, Actinopteri, Syngnathiformes, Syngnathidae. The record is from RefSeq and is a predicted model, not a curated record. The transcript has 10 exons. The coding region runs from base 179 to 1690 and encodes 503 amino acids.
GCACAGGGGAGUGUAGCAGCGUGCAAAUCUGAUUGCUCAUAGAAAGAAAUCAAGCGAGCAAUUGCAGCUUUAAAUGACAGAAAAAGAAGGACGUGUCAGCAUCUCACUGUUCGGUUAGCUUGAGUGAGACUGUUUGUGGCCCUUGCAGGCAGCACAGACACAGACGCACGGGCCAUUAAUGGAACUGUCAAAUAACCCAAGGUCAAGGGGGCAUGAGGAGGCUCCCCCAGCCCUGCUGCCUGAUCUGUCCCAAGCGAAAAACAGCAGCUUCAGUGCUGCCCAACAACAGGGCUACUCCGCAACCAUCUUUCUGCACCGCAAAGACAAACUAGAGAAGACUCAGCAGAAAUGCAUUGCCAUCUUUGCACUGCUAUGCUGCUUUGCCGUGCUAUUGGUGCUCAUCUUCUCUUCUGUGGAUGUUUGGGAGGACAGUGAGGAUGGAAUCACAGAGGAGAAUUGUCGCACUGACUGUCGCAUUGUCCUUAUGGAGACAAUCCCUGAGGAUCUUAAGGAACACUUGAAUGGCAGACCCCACUUGCCACUCUUUGCUGGCUUCCACACCCUCCUGGACCGAGCUAAGCACUCAGUCCAGGUAGUGUCACCAGUCUGGAACUUGAGGCCCUUGGAAAAAACUAUGACAAGCACAGGAAGACAGGGUCAACGUUUAUUCCAGAGAUUGCUCAGCUUGAAAUCCCGUGGGGUCAAACUAAAGAUUGCCAGCAGCCUGACUAACUCUGCAGAACAGAAGAUUUUGGCAACACACAACGCAGAGGUUCAUUUGGUCAACAUGACAGCUUUCACCAGAGGAGGACUCCAUUCCUCAUUCUGGAUCGUAGAUCGGACACACUUUUAUGUUGGCAGUGCUGACAUGGACUGGAGAUCAUUCUCCACGAGAAAGGAGCUGGGCCUGAUGGUGUAUAACUGCAGUUGUCUGGCUCUGGACCUCCACAGAGUCUUUUCUUUUUACUGGCAGCUCCAUGAGAGGGACUACAUCCCCUCAAUCUGGUCCAAGAGAGUUACAGCGCUCUAUGGGAGACACCAGGCCCUGGAGCUGGAACUCAACAAUACCCCUGCAGUUGCAUAUGUGUCUUCCUCCCCUGGUCUCUUCUGUGCUAAAGAGCGCACUAAAGAUGUAGAGGCCAUCUAUCACGUCAUGCAGAGUGCAAAGACAUUCGUCUUCAUUUCUGUGAUGGACUACCUCCCUCUGGUGAGCAGGCGCCUCAGAGGAACCUUGGUCACAAGGUACUGGUCGCCGCUUGAUGAGAUGAUCAGAGAGGCCGUGGUCCUGAGAGGGAUCAAAGUUCGCCUGCUCAUAAGCUUCUGGAAGAGCACUCACCCGCUCACCUUUAACUUCGUAACCUCCCUCAAGUCGCUGUGCAUGCAACUGUACAACUGCUCUUUUGAGGUGAGGUUUUUCAAUCACAAGGAGCAAAAGGAUGACAUUCAACAUGGACUCAAUCACAACAAGUACAUGCUGACUGAGAGUGCUUUAUACAUUGGGAGCCACAACUGGGUGGGUAAUGAAUUUUCCGAUAAUGGCGGAGUUGGGCUGGUGGUCCAGAUGAAAAGUGGUGGCGGGAAGGUCAUGGAACAACUGAAAGCUGCUUUUGAAAGAGACUGGACUUCACCUUAUUCUAAAAGCCUGAUGGGAAACAAAGAUCGAUAUGACAAAUACAGACACCUGCACUAAGUGGAGAUGAAAGAGGACAGCGAGUGGAAUGACCCUUUAUCUUUAUAAAUACAGACUACCUUUCUGUAAAUAAUAUUUAAUGUGGACAUGCUAGACUAUGCACUACUAGGAACAGUUUAUAGAGUACUUUAUUUUCCAUUGUCCAAAUUAAUUUAUCUACAUCUUGAUGUAACAAUAUACUGUAGCUCACUGCAUCUUUAAGUCAUUGUUAGUUGGUAAUUAUCUCCUUCUUUUUGACAGUAGAAUGCUGCACGAAGUGCAGUGUGUUUAAACCACUAAGCAACGCAUAUUCAACCUCGAUCCUACUAACUGUAG